Messenger RNA from Drosophila persimilis, 618 nucleotides. Its product is annotated as small ubiquitin-related modifier 1-like. Bases 73 to 342 code for a protein of 89 amino acids. The record is from RefSeq and is a predicted model, not a curated record. Gene Ontology annotation, molecular function: protein binding. Lineage: Eukaryota; Metazoa; Arthropoda; Insecta; Diptera; Drosophilidae. The transcript has 3 exons.
AAAAUUCGAAUAAAAGUGAACGCGUUUCACCACCACCUGCAUGCGUAUGCCUUCACCGAAGGCCAAUUAGAAAUGACACAAAAUUUCACGAAAUUUAAGAAUAUAUAUUGCAAAGAAUUGGAUUUGCCGUUGAUCAUGUUGAAAUUUUUAUUUAAUGGACAGUACAUCGGCGAUACGGAGACCCCCAGCGACUUGGGCAUGGAAGAAGGCGACCAAAUCGAUAUAUACACGGCGAAGGAAGGUCCUGGUGUAUCGGAGUUCAUCGAAAACCAAUUCAAAAAAUUCCUGAUUCAAAAAUGCCGCCCAUUCAAUUCUCAGGGAGUGUGGAAGUCAAAUGGUUAGAACGGCAGACUAGGCGGAAGACAAUUGGCUUGGCAGACAAAAAAAAGACGCGAUGAUGGCAAACUCUACUCCACUCUACUCUUCUUCAAGGCGGCAACUCUACUCCACUCUACUCUUCUUCAAGGCGGCAACUCUACUCCACUCUACUCUUCCUCAAGGCGGCAACUCUACUCCACUCUACUCUUCCUCAAGGCGGCAACUCUACAGACUCUCCUCUACACGAAACUGGAGGACCCUGCUCUCACAUAGAUCAUUAAAUCGUUAAAUUGUUCAACA